CAAGUGGAAAAGUCAUCAAUGAAGUAAAUUUUUAACGUGGAUCUGCAUGGAUUUACGUGAUUUUGUGGAUAGACACAGCGAAAAUUAAAAGGAUUAUUCGAGGAUUAUUAUAGGAUUUUUUAUACUCCUCAGAUUUGCCCAUAUCUGUUUCACUAGCUUCUUCAGUAUCUGAAAAAAUUUCAUCUUGAUCGUCAAGAUCCCGCUCGUCGUCUAAAUAAUCCUCGUUUUCUUCAUCCAUUUCGUAAUCUUCUUGGCCACAAGCUGCAGAAUAUGGUUAGUAUACAGUAUACACAGCAUCAGCAUCUAGUAGAACAUACAGCAUAGCAGAACUUGUAUAGAUUUCUGAGAUUUCUCUGCAUUUAUGAAUCUGAUGAUUUCUGCCUGUAUCUUGCGGAACUCUUGAAAGUUGGACACUGGAUUGGACUUUGAACUGAAUGAUGUUACGCGUCGCAAUGGAUCAAGUCGUGCGAGGUUUGGUCAGUGCCUCAAAAUCGAUUAUUAAAUGCCGUAGAUUAGAAGGAAAAGUUGCUAUUGUGACAGCUUCUACUCAAGGAAUUGGAUUUUCUGUAGCUCGACGUCUAGCUCAAGAAGGAGCAAAAGUGGUAAUAAGUAGUAGAAGAGAAGCAAAUGUAAAUAGUGCACUCGCACAACUCAAAGCUGAAGGCCUGGAAGUCUCUGGGGUUAUUUGUCAUGUUGGAAAAGAAGAAGAUAGACACAAACUUUUAAAUGAGACAAUCUCGAAAUACGGAGGCUUGGAUAUACUCAUACCAAAUGCUGCAGUAAAUCCAGCAGUAGGUUCAGUAAUGGAAUGCAGUGAAUCUGUUUGGGACAAGAUAUUUGAAAUAAAUGUUAAAAGUACUUUUUUGUUAAUGAAAGAAUCCCUACCAUAUCUGAGGAAAAGUAAAUCACCUUCAAUUGUAAUAAUGUCAUCAAUUUCCGGCUAUCAACCAUUUAGUCUACUUGGAGUAUAUUCUAUCACAAAGACCACUUUGUUGUCAUUAAAUAAAACUGUUGCUGAAGAAUUAGCUAGUGAGGGCAUUAGAGUGAACGCUAUUGCUCCUGGUGUUAUCAAAACUAAAUUUGCAAAAGCAUUGUAUGAGUCAGAGGAAGCUAAUGAAGCAACACUUUCGGUUAUUCCAAUGCAACGUUUAGGUGAACCUGAUGAAGUUGCAGCAGUUGCAGCAUUUUUAGCAAGUGAUGAUGCUUCAUAUAUAACCGGAGAAACAAUUGUAGCUGGCGGGGGUAUGAGAUCAAGACUCUAGAAGAUUUAGGUCGUGAUCAAAAUGCAGCAUAAAGCCUUAAAACUUUUAUAGCUAUGGACUUAGCAUUGAAGUAGGCUAUUUUGAUUACGACUAUAAAGAUAAUAAUAAGAUAAUUUUUUUUAUUUUGCACAUGUACAUAUUUUUGGUAAAGAAAUGGUUUAGGAUAGUUGUAAAUGAUUAUUAGGUUCCACAAAUAUUUUGGAAAAAAUAUUUUAUUUGUACAAAUAAAGAACUUAAAAUAUUUUUGUUAAAUUCAAUGCUAUGUUAAUUCUCCACAAGAAGCUAUUACAACUUUUUGUGUAGGAGUUCCACUUUUUGUACCAUAUUUUUC
Messenger RNA from Nasonia vitripennis (jewel wasp), 1593 nucleotides. It is a transcript of the gene DHRS4, whose product is annotated as dehydrogenase/reductase SDR family member 4. Gene Ontology annotation, molecular function: carbonyl reductase (NADPH) activity. The record is from RefSeq and is a predicted model, not a curated record. Lineage: Eukaryota; Metazoa; Arthropoda; Insecta; Hymenoptera; Pteromalidae. The transcript has 9 exons. Bases 435 to 1262 code for a protein of 275 amino acids.